AUGAAAAUUAAAAAUAUUCUAAAUAUUAACACCUCAGGGGAUUCUUCAAAGACACUCCAUGAAACAGUGUUGAAAAAUUUCAAUAAAACCCCGUCAGGUAAGAUUUAUGAGAAUGAAUUAAAGGAUAUUUACAGUAUGAUGCUCAUUUGCUUAGAAUUAAAGGAGAUUCAGGGAGUUAGAAUGAAACUUAAUCCUCUAGCUAAGUCACAUCCGUAUUCGUUUCAUAUUGAAGAAGCUUUAGAAAAAAUGAAACACUUAGAGGUAAAAAUUGAAUUAUCUAAGACAACGACUACAAUAUCAUAUAGUAUUAAACCUGAUUUAGGAUCCGCAUUAUUAAGUAAGUUCUUCAAUGCCAAAUUGUUGCACUCGCCUGCUGAUAGAACGAGAUCAAUGCCCAAAAAUGGAGUACUCUUGCAACCUACGCCAAAAGGUGUAGCUAUUCUACAGGACUUUUAUAAGAAGAUUGGAGGUAAAAAAGAAUCAAUUCCCCCAAUUUUAUUAUCCAGCUUGAACUCAAUGGAUUUAUUCAAAUUUGAUAGAGAUCCAAUAUCUGAUAAGAUAUUAUACUCGGAUUAUUUUCUUCAGUUGAUCUUUGUGAAGUUAGUUAGUAAUACCCCCAACAUUUGGUCCCCUAAUAAAAAGCCUGACCCGCUACCUUCAAUUGAUUCCAAACUAGACUUGAAUGAAUGCUUUACUGAUGGUUUUGAUUUUAGUAUGUUGGGAAUUGAUAGAACUACUGUGAACUUGCAAAACCUUUAUCCUGGCUGCGAAGGAGUCAAUUUCUGGGAUAGCCAAAGCAAUGGAAGUAAUAUAUCGACUGAAGGAAGAGAUAAGAAGUAUUGUCUCAUUAGCCCUAUACAUCAUACGUAUUUUACUAAUCCGGAAUCAGAUUCCCAUGUGCAAUAUUACGUCUCUAAUACAGGUGUCAGGUUUCAUCAAGAUAUGGUAUUCAGGUCCACUGCAGGGGAAGAUGUAAUUGUAAAUUUAUGUAUUUCUGGUAAAGCAAUAUGCCAAUGGCUUUGUGAUUGUACCGAUGUCAUAAGCGUUCAUCAUGCCACUGAGAUAGCUGAUCUUUUAUUGAAGGUAAAAUUACUAACACCGAUCACAUUGUAUCCUUCGAACGCUAAUCAUAAACGAUUUCAAUCUGAUAGAUUCUCAUUUUACAUCCUAAGCAACCAAGGAUUAAACAUUGCGCAUUGGACAGACAUAAAUCAGAAUGAAUUGUUUAACAACAUUGAAGAAAUCCCAACAGAAAGACUCACUUAUAAAGAAUUAUCAAGCCAGAGUGUUGAAUCAUUUAUAGAUAACUGUGAGGCUAGAGAUCCCAGGUCGCAAAUUAGUCAGAAAAUUCCAAUAACAACCUUACAGGACAACUUGAAAGACCCUGGAAUGAGGUAUUUAUUCAAAAAGCAUCUAGAGAAGGAAUUCUGUUCAGAAAAUCUAGAAGCAUAUUUGCAGUUAAAACAAUUCCAUAAAAAAAUAACCAUCCUAAGCCAACUUCUCAUAUUCAAGAGAAGCUGCAUGAAGCAGGUUACGAGAUCUAUUGACUGUCAAAUUAUCCAAUUGGCUAACACAUGCUUAGGUAUGGCAUACCACAUUUAUUUCAGUUACCUUAGUUCAGAUUCUCCUUUCUUGUUAAACAUUAAUUAUAACUUGAAGGAAAAAAUAACAAGAAUUAUGUUAAACAAGUCUAUGAUUUCGAGUGCACCUACUCAAGAUUAUACCAAAACCCCCAUACAAGAAAAUUCUGGAGAUGAUUCUGAACCACAAAGUAUAGCAGACGACAUGGAUUUGGGAUGUUCUCCAAAAUCUACAUCACCUGUUACAUCCAUUAAGCUGCCUACAAGUAACAAUAAGGCAAGAAUUACUGGGGAUUCUAACAUUAAAAGGCAAGAUAUUGUGUAUGAAGAAUUUGACUUCCAAUUCAAAUCCCCGAUGGAACAAAAUAUCAGAAAUACUUUAAAUAUUUUAGUUCAAGUUUCAGAGAUCUUUGAAGCAACAGCAAAUCAUAUUUACAGAUUAAUGGAAGUUGAUUCAUUUCCUAAAUUUUUGGAUAGCGACAUCUAUCGGCGUGCAACUUCUUACAUAGAACUUAGAAAAUAA
Molecule: messenger RNA, 2103 nt
Organism: Debaryomyces fabryi
Lineage: Eukaryota; Fungi; Ascomycota; Pichiomycetes; Serinales; Debaryomycetaceae
Gene: SST2
Product: GTPase-activating protein
Exons: 1
Coding region: 1-2103 (700 amino acids)
Biological process (GO): intracellular signal transduction
Source: RefSeq, a predicted model, not a curated record